UGCAACGAAAUGUGGAGAUGCAUCACAUACAAAAACUGUAAGCGAAUUUUAAAAAAUCUACUUCCAGCUUAAUUUAACUUUUUUUUUACGCCAAACGUUAAUAAUUUUUUUUGAGUUAUUAAUAACAGCCGCUGGCAAACUAGAAAUACAUUUUAAGAUGCAUUUUUCUAUGAUUCCGGAACUAAAGCUCUGUCUAAGGUUACGUCUAAGGCUCACAAGGCAAAGUUUAAAUUGUCAAUUUUUUAAAAGAAAUUGUUUUAAAAUUUUUCAUCAAAAGAGUUUUGCGAAUGAUUAUCAUCCAGAUUUUGAUGUUUAAAUAUAACACUUUAACAUUGGUUAUUUUUCAUCGUCCGACUGGUCAGUUUAGAAUCCUCAAGAGUUAGACUGCUAUUCAACAUUAUCUUGCAACGAGACAUCUCAAUUUGAAUUAUCAUUUAAUCCGAAGAAAUAUAAUUUUGGACGUCUAUUGAACACAUCAGAUUUGUUCCCAGUAAUAUUUUCAUCUUUAAAUUAAAACUAAAAAGACACCCAUACAAAUUUAUUUGCCUCAGUCCAUCACGCACUUGAUUGUUGAAUAUUGGUGUUGAUUUUCAAAAGUGGAAAGUUUCAUGUUCCACGGCAAUGAUGUUGACUAUAUCUCUUUACACUUAACAGACUUCGAACAGGUGUCCUACCUUUCAUCACAGAGCAUUUUGUGUGACGCCUACAACAUGAGAAGGUAUGACUCCAACCUACCCCCACUCUUUACGUUUCUUUCUGAUUCGAGGGUCUUAAACUUACAGAGGCUCUCAAGUUUAAAAGAAAUAUAGUACCAUAAAAUAAUUUGAAAUGGUUGCAAAUAAAAAGACAUGGACACGCGCGCAUGAUUGAUUAAACAAAUAUUUAAACUUAUAUCUAAAUACGGUAUAUAAAUAUAUAUAUAUAUAUAUAUAUAUAUACCAGACACCACGCACUACCAGACACCACGCACUACCAGACACCACGCACUACCACACACCACGCACUACCAGACACCACUCGCAUGAUUGAUUAAACAAAUAUUUAAACUUAUAUCUAAAUACGGUAUAUAAAUAUAUAUAUAUAUAUAUAUAUACCAGACACCACGCACUACCAGACACCACGCACUACCAGACACCACGCACUACCACACACCACGCACUCCCAGACACCACGCACUACCAGACACCAUGCACUACCAGACAGCACGCACUACCAGACAGCACGCACUACCAGACACCACGCACUACCAGAGAGCACGCACUACCAGUCAGUACGCACUACCAGACACCACGCACUACCAGACACCACGCACUACCAGACACCACGCACUACCAGACACCAUGCACGACAAAUCAUCACAACAGCUUGUAAAUUAUCCUGUCAAAGGCCUCACAAGAGCUAUUGGAGGAUAUACUUCAUUAAGUUGAAAUGAAGAUAUAAUUUAUUUGCUAGAAGUGAAAAUAUAAUUAAUUCGGGUAGGUAUUUAAGUGAAGAUAAGAAAAUGAAAUACAUUUGAAACAAAAUAAUCUUAAGACCCCAGACCACGAUGAGUUGGUUGAGUCAGAUGUGCUCGAUUCACGAAUUCCCGCUUAAGAUUGAACUGCCCCUCAUUAAGUCAAUUUCAACAUUGAAUUGGUUUAACCAGUGCAAUACCCCCCCCCUCCCCAAACCCAAUUCUCCUGGCGCCUUUCUGCUAUGGCCAGGCAGACAACUGUAUAAUAUUAUGAAACUCCUGUCACCGUCACCAGAUAUAUAUCUAUGAAGUGAUUGAAAACUCAUGUCAUUGUGGAUAAGGAUGUCCUGCUGUAAUUGCUUAUUUUCAUCCGCAAUGGAUACUUUCUUAAUCCCUGUAUCAUCCUUAGUCGUAAAGCUUACAAAUACCUGUUUAAACACAAGCACUGCGAAUCCCAUAUUUUAAAACUCUAUUAUCAUCCCACGCAUCUUGUGCCUAGUGACUAGCAAUAUCCCGUUUUAGAACUCUAAUAUCACCCACCCCGCGCAUCUUGUUCUUAGUGACUGGCAAUAUCCCAGGACAAUAAUUUAUCUCAAGGAUGUUGUGGAAACAUGUUUUUAAAUUUCCUACCCAGGGGCGGAGCUAGUGGCGUUUCCUGUCACAAGAUCACCCCACCCGUCUUCGGCGUAAGCCCUGCCCUAUAUUUGGGUAAGUUGGCGCAUUUAAGGCAUAGCUUCCCUGUUACAACUUGCAAACAAAUAUAUCAAUUAAGUUAAAGGAAAAUAUUUUUCGAUUAAAAAAUGCUUCCCAACUUGCAAAUGAUGUCCAAAUUUUUGUGUCACACUCCCCAGAGAUCAGCACCCGUGUGGCCGUCGUGACGGGAACCGCCCCAGAAACAGGGAACCUUUACGGCAUCUCUAACAACGGACUGACGUACGUGGUCAGCACGGACUCUGGCGUCACGUGGAAGUCCCUGCAGGACGAUGACUACUCCACGGCCACGUCAAAUUCUAGUUUUAUUUGGUCUACAUUUUCAUAA
Messenger RNA from Lymnaea stagnalis (great pond snail), 2492 nucleotides. The record is from the annotation of a GenBank genome assembly. NCBI's taxonomy places the organism in Eukaryota, Metazoa, Mollusca, Gastropoda, Lymnaeidae.